AUGUCAUCGCCGACACUCAGCACUGUCCUCUUUUCCGCCCUGCUCGCUGUCACCACCACCCAUGCCUUCAUCCCCGUCGAGUACCCACCUGUGCCGUCAGACCUCGACACGAACCAGUGGGCGCCGUAUACCACCCUCGAGCCCAUCACCUCGGUGUCCACGCCCACCGCUACACCCUCGGCCGACGUGCGAAUCCUGCCUGUCCUCGACGCCAACCUCGUCCCGGAACUCAAACGUCAAGUCGCCGGCGCGGACCCCGCGAAUGUAGCCACCGCGGUCAAACAGGUCUCUCCUAUCACCACUUACUUCAUUCAGUCGGUCAUAUCCGGGUCGGCUGUCCAAGUGCCCAUCGUGUAUACGCAAACAUUUCCAACCGCCUGGGAUCAGUGGCCUAGCGCGACCCGAGGGGAGAUUGGUCUCGGGACGAUUCAGGGCACCAUCGGCGUGGUUAAAUCGAAGAGAAGUCUUCCCACGCAGGCGCCGCUAGGCGAGCCCUUCGCAAAGGCGCCUCUGGAAGAACAUGCCGCAAAUCCUCACGAGGAAGAAAAGGACGAAGAACAACCGGAGGACCCCAGCCAUCCAUUGCUGAACAAGCUGAAAAAAGCCGGCAAGGAGAUCCAAGAGGAGAUUGUGGCCUUGUUGAACAAGCAGAAGAAGCCUGCCCUGCUCGCCGAUGCACAGCCGAAGAAGGACGAUGAAGUACCUCUAUCGCCGGCGGCCUUCAAGGAAGAAGAAGGCGUUGCUCCAUUGGAGAAGGAACAGAAGAAGCCCGGCACACAAGCAGACACAACCGCCGACACAACGGCCAAGGCUAGUGAUGGCCGACCCCUCAAAGCGGGCAUUCUCGCCGUCCUUGCCAUGGGUGUUGCGACCGUGUGCGUGACCUAUUUAUGA
Molecule: messenger RNA, 894 nt
Organism: Capronia epimyces CBS 606.96
Lineage: Eukaryota; Fungi; Ascomycota; Eurotiomycetes; Chaetothyriales; Herpotrichiellaceae
Exons: 1
Coding region: 1-894 (297 amino acids)
Biological process (GO): fungal-type cell wall organization
Source: RefSeq, a predicted model, not a curated record